This is a messenger RNA of Oldenlandia corymbosa var. corymbosa, 1377 nucleotides long. The record is from the annotation of a GenBank genome assembly. NCBI's taxonomy places the organism in Eukaryota, Viridiplantae, Streptophyta, Magnoliopsida, Gentianales, Rubiaceae.
AUGUCAACUUCUUCUUCUGAAGAAGAAGCUGAAGGCGGAAGAGAUGGCGGUGGAGGAGGCGGCGGCGGUGCUGAGACCGGAAGAGCUUCGACUUCUCGCAUACGACGGCGAUUCGGCAACCGGGUUUGGCCUGCUCCUUUCCUUGAAGCACUUGCUGCUCAAGUUACCAUUGAUGCUUCCCUUUCCAAUGGCCGUGUUUCUGCCGCUCCUUCUCUCUGCAGCCUUUUUCAGGUUUGUUCAACAUGGAGAGCAGUAUCAAGAUCCGAUCUCUUAUGGCAGAACUUAACAAGACGAAUCUGGAACAGAAGUCACCUUCUUCUACCAAUGCAGAACUCAUGGCGUGAAGAGUUCAUCUUUUGGCAUCGCACCACACAAAACUUCCGCCUCCAUAGAUACAUUUACACCACCCUUCAAAUCCCUCCGCCACUGGACAAUAAUGAUAACAACGACGGCCUAUCUUGUCGACGUCUAGCCCUAUCCGAUCACUACAUCGCCGCGGGUUUAUCCAACGGUUCUGUUUCCGUGUUCCAUUUACCUAGUAGGGUUCACUUGUCCAUAUUCUACCCUCACCAUCGCGACCGCCUCGGCCGCUUUUCCAUCUCAGUUUCCGGCAUCAUUUUGUCCGAUGCACAGCUCGUUUUCGCCUCCCUAGACGGAGACAUUCAUGUCGCAAUCAUCAACGGGCCAAACGCCACGCGACGAGCACAUUUAGGUGAUGUUGUCAAUGAUGGAGCUUUGGUAGACUUCACUGGGUGUAACCGCUGGUGGGUUGGCCUCUAUGCAGGAGUCCCUGGUCGAGCAUUUCGUGUAUGGAAUAGCGAAACAGAAGAGUUAGUCUUUGUGGGCGGCUCGCUAACCGAUCCGGAAGCGGUAAUGGGGUGGCACUUGCUCACCGAGCAGUUGAGCGGUUUCGUAGGGAGAAUUCGUGUGACGAGCCACGAAACCGCCAUGACUUGCACGAGCGUGCGAGUCAUGGUAUUCGACCUGCGAAACCAAGGCGUAAUCCUAGGGGAAGAAGAGUUCCAUCGCGAGAUCGUCGUAGGGUGCGUGGACGCGAGAGACGAGUUGUUUCUGGUGGUCGAUAGCCGCGGCGUGGCGAGCGUGCGGCGAAUCGGGACGUUGGAAGAGGUGUGUAGGUUUAUGGCGAGAGGCGUGUCGUCGCAAAGAGGAGGGGAUGUUUUAGGGUGCAUCAACGGCGGAUUCGCGGUGAUCUUCGCGGCGGGUGUAAUUAGGGUUUGGGACAGAGAGCGAGGGGAAAACUUGUACAGUUUUAGGGAGCGAAUAGGGAGCGCUAGCGCUUUGGUGGCAGAUGAAAGAUAUGUGGCUGGCUGUUCUAAUGAUGGUACGAUUCAUUUGUGGGACUUUGGAGCUCAAUAG